CAGGAGCUGUCCACUCUCCACUCACACUCACACUCCACCCUUAGCGUCACGAUCUCUAAUACACACACACACACACACACACACCCUUCCACACUUGAGGCACUGACAUGCCGGGCUGCAGUGCAUGAAAAAGGAAGCGACAAAGUGCAUACGGAGUGCAGCUGAGUCUCAACGCAGUCAUGGGCGUUCUGAUGUCCAAGAAGCAGCAAGUGGAGAAGGUUCAGAAAUGCAACGCGGUGGUCUCAGCAUUUCGUGAGGGUCUUAAGACCCAGCCGAGUGCCACUCAGGCGCAAAACGACUCUGAGAUAAAAGAUGAGGCUCCAAACCAUCCGGAGUCUGAUGAGUCUGGACGAAAAGAGGAGGAUGGGAAACCUGGGCCUUCCACCGCUCCACCCAAAGAGGAGAACAAAGCCAAUCAGGAGGCCUGGGGCCGCUUACGGGAUGGGAAAGGAGUAGAGCCUGAGGAUUUACAUAAAUUGCAUCAGCUCACACCGCCAGCGUUUAUAAGGCCGAAGAGGCAGCCGAAUGACGAUCAGCCCAUACAGAUCGAGCUUGGUCAGAGAGAGCAGCCAGUAAAUGACGAGAUGUGCGAGGUGUGUGAAGUGUGGACAGCGGACGAUCUGUUCCCAUGUCGGACAUGUACGAGGGUGUUUCAUGAUGGCUGCCUGAAGGAGAUUGGAUACCUGCGUGCGGACACUGUGCAGGAGAUGAGAGACACGGCUCACACCACCAUGGGCUGGAGCUGCUACUACUGCGACAACGUGAACUUGCUCCUUACUGAAGAAGAGAUGUACAGCCUGAUGGAAACAUUCAAGCAGUGCAAGAUCAUCCCAGAAUCCUGUCUUGUCUCAGACGAGCUCCUUCAGUACAGGCACUUCGUGUCCAAGCAGCUGUUUGAGAAGGAUCUGACGGACGAUCAGGAGGAGGAGGUGCUGGCCCAGUUCGCUGCUCUUGACCCAGAGAAGAAGGGACAGAUAGAGUGGUCAGAUUUCCUGUAUCACGAGUCGCUGUCCGUACUGCAGAAAUUUCGGACAGAGAACUCCCUGGUGCGUUUGCUUACGGCUAAAGAGCGUGACCGAGCGCGUGCAAUCUUCCAGAGUCUGGACCAGGAUAAAGACGGUGUUAUCACGGGUGGAGAGAGUCGGCGGGCCCAAACCUCAUGGUUCCAUAAGCACAGCAAAGAGCCUCAGUCCUGCAACGUCAGCAUCAGCCAUGUAGGCCCGAUAUCAGAGAGCAGUCCUGCCAGCUCAAGCAGUGACAAGAGCAGAGACAAGGCUAUGGAGAAGUACGACAACAGGCCGGUGACAUGGGACGCGUUCUUGCGCGAGAGCGCCAUCUACAUCCUGGCUGCUCGACCCAACAGCGGUGCCAUGCACAUCCGCCUGCCCCUGUAAUCCCGCC
Ictalurus furcatus (blue catfish) is the source of this 1401-nucleotide messenger RNA. RefSeq names its product PHD finger protein 24 (gene phf24). The transcript has 8 exons. Gene Ontology annotation, molecular function: calcium ion binding. Lineage: Eukaryota; Metazoa; Chordata; Actinopteri; Siluriformes; Ictaluridae. Bases 180 to 1394 code for a protein of 404 amino acids. The record is from RefSeq and is a predicted model, not a curated record.